CCGAGGGGCUGGACAGCGACCGAGAGCGCCUCAUCGCGGCUUUUCCGCGCCGUGACCGGACCCAGAUUGACCCCAGCGCCUUUGCUCACCAAUUCUCCACCAAUUCCCAGUCCUUGGAGCUGAAGCCAGACACUUCCCAGUACCCUAGACGGUUACCAAUCGCUUUUUGGUCCUUCGCAGUCGUUAGCGCCCUUUUUCCUGUCUCGCUGAUGCACUGAGGCCACGUUCUACACCUCCCGCCCCCGCCCGGGCCAUUGCCGACCAAUCUUGACUCCCUAGGGUCGUUACUGCCACUUCACAGGCUGCCAGAGCCUUCUCUGGUGACAUCCCAAUAGCUGCCCUACCCCAGGGCCAUUACCAGCCUCUUCAGGACCUUUCAGAGGGCCAAGGCACUGAUAUCUGAACAGGAAGCUUCAAAACUUUUAAAAGAACCUCCAGAAUGGUUUUGAACCAGACAAGCUAGAAAUCACCCCAGAACUCCACCUUCAGCAUGCACCUCCCUUUUUGGGCUUUCCUGGCAAGGAGUUUUUUGAAGAGGUUAUUCUGUAGAGAUCCAGAGAGCUGAUGCUCACAGAACCAAAUUAGUGGAUCUGACUUUUCUGUUAGAAUUCUCUUGUUUUAUUAUAUUCGCUCCCAGAGUUCUAAGAGGUGUAGAGGUAUUCAUGGAACUGAAGAACCUGCAAGGAGGGAAGUAGAACUUUCAUGCUGAAUAAAAACUAAGCAAGUGACAGUUGUGACUGAAAAUACUUAAACCUCCCACAUCCGGGUUUAUUGGAUCAGGAACACAGAGAAACGGUCACUGCUGGGGAGAAAGAACCCAUAACUGGAAAAGAAAACCCAAAUAAAGAGAAUGAGGGUGACCAGAAAGUAAAUGGCCACCUCCAGCUCAAGAGAAACGAAGUCAGCCUCCUGGUGGAAUUAUUUUUUUCUUUAUGAUGGUUCAAAGGUAAAGGAAGAAGGAGAUCCAACAAGAGCUGGCAUUUGUUAUUUUUAUCCUUCCCAGACCCUGCUUGAUCAACAGGAGUUGCUUUGUGGACAGAUUGCUGGAGCCGUCCACUGUAUUUCUGACAUCUCUGGCUCUCCUCCCACUCUCAUUCGUCUACGGAAACUUAAGUUCGCCAUAACGGUUGAUGGAGAUUACCUUUGGGUGCUGGGCUGUUCUCUGGAGCUCCCUGAUGUCAGCUGCCAGCAGUUUCUAGGUCAGCUGAUUGGAUUCUUUAAUUUUUACAAUGGACCUGUUUCUCUGGCUUACAAGAACUGCUCUCAGGAAGACCUGAGCGCCGAAUGGGACACCUUCAUUGAACAAAUUCUGAAAAACACCAGUGAUCUGCAUAAGAUAUUCACUUCCCUCUGGAACUUGGACCGAACUAAAGUGGAGCCCCUCCUCUUGCUGAAGGCAGCCCUCAUCUUACAGACCUGCCAGCGCUCCCCUCACAUUCUAGCUGGCUGCAUCCUCUAUAAAGGACUGAUUGUUAGCACCCAGCUUCCACCCUCCCUUACAGCCAAGGUCCUGCUUCAUCGAGCUGCACCUCGGGACCAGAGAAUACCUACAGGAGGGGAUGCCCUGCAGGAACGUGGAGUAGCUCUCCCCCCAAAUGUCCACAUCAUGCCUGUUUUUGUGACGGAAGAGGAAGCCAUCAGUCUCCAUGAGUUCCCAGGGGAGCAGAUGACUAGCUCUCCUGCAUCUCCAGCCAGACUCCAGAAGCCCUCGGCCCGACACCCUCCAAAGGGUGCACUGGAAGAAGACACCAGCAGGCAUGAGGAAUCCAUGGCCUGGACAUGGGCGACCACCCCGGAGUCCAGGCCCCCUGACGGAGGUUGGCCAGAUGGCACUGGAGAGAAUGGACCCUUUUCUAAUUGUGAUCUAGAGAGCAUCCAGCCUGCAAAACUACACAGCACUGCCAGUGACGAGGAUUCUGGUCUCAGCUGCUCCCAGGUGAAGGAACUUGGUUUGCCCAGGGGGAAAGAGGAACUGGACUUGUCUGAAAUUCACAUUCCGGAAGCUCAGGAAAUGGGAACGUCCCCAGGUUAUUUUGCCUUCCCGAGUGCACGUGUCCCAGAUGGCGACGGUCUUCGUUGCAAGGAAUCUGUCAGCGACUCUGGCAACCUGGAGCCCAAGUUGUCUGAGGCCCCGCCUGUGGGCACAGCCAUCAGUGGCAGCCUCCCUCCUUCCACUCCUGACAUGCUCACCCAGAAUGGAGCCCUAGAGCAGCAAGGAGACCUUCCUGGGGACAGCAGCCAAGCCCUCAUUCCCAGGGAAGACUUCCUCCCCAGUAGGACAAGUGGGCCAUUGUCACCGCCUCGCCUAGGUUCGAGGCAGAGAGGAACUAAGCUUCUUGUGAGGGAACAAGGCGUGGACCAGUGUGUGGAUGGGGUUCAUGAGAACCGCUCAGCCCCUGGCCCAGAAUGCCACUCAGGCUCCGCAGACUCUCCGGGCGACGGCCCCUGUACAGACAGCACUGACUCCACGUUGACCUCAGCAUCCUAUGGAGGACUCGUGCGCAUGAACCUCUACACUCACAGUGUCAAAGGGCUGCUGCUGUCCCUGCUGGCUGAGGACCCGCUGCUGGGAGACAGUGCAGCCAUCGAGGAGGUGUACCACAGUAGCCUGGCAUCCCUGAACGGGCUGGAGGUCCACCUGAAAGAGACGCUGCCCAAAGACGAGGCUGCCGCCUCCGGCAGAACGUACAACUUCACGCAUUACGACCGCAUUCAGAACGUGCUGACAGCAAACCUGCCACAGGUGGCCACACACCAGGAUCGCCGCUUCCUCCAGGCUGUCAGCCUGAUGCAUUCUGACUUUGCCCAGCUGCCCUCACUGUAUGAGAUGACCGUCAGAAAUGCCUCCACAGCUGUGUACGCCUGUUGCAACCCUGUCCAGGAAACCUAUUUCCAGCAGCUGACAUCGGCCACGCGGAGCUCUGGCUUCCCAAGUCCCCAGGACAGUGCCUUCAGCCUCCCAGGCAAAGCCAAGCAGAAGCUGCUGAAGCACGGGGUGAACUUACUUUGAACUGGGCUGCAGUGGGAAGGUCAUCAGCCCUGGAGACGACUAUCAAAUCGAACACCAGCAAAGGAAGCUCUGUCAUUUUUAAAUGAGAAAAGCCCUUCUAUUUUAUUUUCCUGGGAAUAUUCUCUUUUUCAGGAAUGUAAUGGUGUUUGAGUGUUUGGUACACCAUUUGCGGAUUGGGGUGUGAGGGGGCAGUUCUUCAGGUCCACAGACCUAGAGUGUGUAAUAAAGACUUGUGACACUGGCAGCGUUGGGGCAGGACAGCACUCUGGCUCCUUCUACCGAAGGGGUACGAGGCCAGUUAGUUUCCUGAGGCACCUGACAUCUCCAGCUGCUGUCGCAUCUUAGCCUUACCUUGUACCACACAAAUUCAUGGUGGCAUUUUUUGUAGAACCUAAUUAUCUCUAGUCUAGUGUUUGUGCAGCCCUGUGUCCAGGAGGAGGUACGAGGUGUGACUGCACAGUGAGGAGAUGGGCUUGUUACCCAGCAGACUGGAACACCCACUCUCAGGUGGUUGUUGGCGUGGGUCUCCCGGGUGGGCUGGAUACUUAAUGCUGGGAACAGUCAGGGAGGCUGGAACCACCUUGUUGGGAUUCUGGAACUGGAUUCAACACCAGGAGCCUAUUCUUUGAAAUACCUGCAGUGGGAGCAAAUCUUGAUAACAUGGAAAGGAGUUGGGAGUUUAGUGAUCACCAGAAGCCCUGGAGCAUUGGGUGGUAACAGGCCAGGCUGUGUGCCCUUGGUUAGAAAUGGGCUGCGCAGCUGGUUUCUCUUGAGCGUGUCCCCAAAUGGAAAUUUCCAAAAUGUUUUGGGGCAAAGGCAGAACUGUGUUUUUCAGCAGUAGCUUUGUGCAAGGGAACCACAUUCCUUUGUGUGUUUCUGAGCUGGUGUAGUUACACCAGUUCUAUGACAUUACAGUCAGACAUGUCAGAAUAAUACGGUACGGACCACAGAAUGAAAAUAUUUACCAAAAUCUUAACUGAACGUUUUGCUGCAAGUACUGAGAUUUCAUUUGAAUACCACAAUGUUAAUAAUUCAAUGUCAGUGAACAAAUAUGUUUAUGACAUGGUCUUUUUCUUGAAAAAAGUUUCCAAGGACUAAAAUAAAAUAGCCAAAAAUGCUACUGA
This is a messenger RNA of Pteropus alecto (black flying fox), 4134 nucleotides long. It is a transcript of the gene HPS4, whose product is annotated as HPS4, biogenesis of lysosomal organelles complex 3 subunit 2. NCBI's taxonomy places the organism in Eukaryota, Metazoa, Chordata, Mammalia, Chiroptera, Pteropodidae. The record is from RefSeq and is a predicted model, not a curated record. Bases 872 to 3010 code for a protein of 712 amino acids. The transcript is spliced from 14 exons. Gene Ontology annotation, biological process: vesicle-mediated transport.